Messenger RNA from Opisthorchis viverrini, 582 nucleotides. RefSeq lists its product as hypothetical. Gene Ontology annotation, molecular function: nucleic acid binding. The transcript is spliced from 3 exons. The coding region runs from base 1 to 582 and encodes 193 amino acids. The record is from RefSeq and is a predicted model, not a curated record. NCBI's taxonomy places the organism in Eukaryota, Metazoa, Platyhelminthes, Trematoda, Opisthorchiida, Opisthorchiidae.
AUGGAUCGAUUGGUCGCAAGAUACGCAACACGGUCACAACACAAAUGGGGCAUGAAUUGUUCAGACUCGGAGGAAGAUGAGUUCAGAACAGCCAAUCACGUUGAAGAACUGUUUACGCAACCGCGGGCCAAUGAUGCCUCCCCGAAUGGUGACGGAACGUUCGAUCGCCCGCUGAUUCAAGUGCCACUGCGAAUACGCGACAGUUACCUCCAUAUGCUGCAGAAGCAUGUUAUCCCGCAACUCAAGCAGCACAAGAAGUCACCGACCGUCUUUCAACAAGAUGGUGCUCCACCCCACUACUCAAACCAAGUGAUAACUUAUCUCCAAGAGCAAUUUUCUGGUGAGAGAGUCAUUGCUCGUAGAUUUCCAAACAUUUGGCCCGCGAUGUCACCCGAUCUCACACCUCUGGAUUAUUGGUUUUGGGGGAUGAUCAAGGCUCGCGUAUAUCAUGAAAAUAAACCGAAGAAUUUGGCGGAGUUAGGAGUGUGUACUCAUUCGUAUGCUCGUGCCGAGCAUCAUACGUUGGUCGUACGACAAGGCAUUUGUCGGACAGAAUACGAGAACACAAUCCCGUAUCUCUGA